Messenger RNA from Pararge aegeria (speckled wood butterfly), 1824 nucleotides. Its product is annotated as protein MLP1 homolog. The transcript has a single exon. Gene Ontology annotation, molecular function: zinc ion binding; nucleic acid binding. The record is from RefSeq and is a predicted model, not a curated record. NCBI's taxonomy places the organism in Eukaryota, Metazoa, Arthropoda, Insecta, Lepidoptera, Nymphalidae. Bases 1 to 1824 code for a protein of 607 amino acids.
AUGGCGGAUGAACUGUCAUCGGGGAGGGAUGGCGCUCCAGGACCGCAGACGCGUUCACGCCGGAGCAACAGGGCGGUUGCAGUAAGAGGCGGAGCUUCAGCCCGUACCCCUGUUGUUGCGAGGUACUCGCGCCGGGAUGAUUCUGUUUCGCCGAGCUCCCGGAACUCGUCGAUGUCGCGGUGCUCGACGCCGGUAUCAAGGGGGAACUAUGGCGUGAGAAGCGCCAUGACAGAACUCAGGGCGGCGGCUGAGGAACAGAAGGAGGCUGCCUUCAAUCGGUUCCUUCAGGGCCGCAUAGGAGGACAGGAGGCUCGAACCGCAGUUCUGGAUGCGGAGGAGGAACCGGCGAGCGAAGAGUCUUGCCGGGAGGACCCCACUAAGCUCGGUGUGCAAGAGCUGCGUGCCUGGGCCGGAAGGAGCACGGCGUCCCUCAUUCAGAUGGCUGGUAAGUCCAGUAAUCUGAAAGGGACGUACGUUAAAAAAUUUAAGGAGGCUGCCUCGGAGCUGCAAGCCAUAGUGGAGGCCCUCAGCUCACGGACUGAGGCUGAAGAAACCCGCCGCUUGCGGGCAGACAAUGCCCGCCUCCGCUCUGAGCUUGACCUUAUAAGGACGGAGCAGAAGGCGUAUCGGCGGGACUUCGCGGAGAUGAAGACCGCGAUGGCCAAAGAGGCGGCUAGAGCAGCGACGAGAGGGGCAGGAGCGCCCGUGCCACCUGCAGCGGCCUUUGAUGCAGACGUAUUGGAGGAGCUGAAAGCCUCCAUAGUGGCCUCAGUCGGGACGAUGCUAGACGCCCGCUUCGCGGGAAUCGAGGAGCGUCUCCUCCCAGAAAAGGUGACACGCCCGCCGCUCUCCUCGGAUAGAAGAGGGCCGCCACCAUCGCGCUCCGCUGGGACCUCACAGGCGGCUCCGGCUCGAUCGGGUGGCCUCAGAACGAGCGUGGCUCCAGCGACUCCUGGGGAGACUCCAGCGAGGGCAGGCCCAAGCCGGGCAGCACAGCCGGAGGCUGAAACUUGGUCGGAAGUGGUGGGCCGAAAGACCAGGGGCAAAAAUAACCCAGGCGCCAAUCCCGCGUCGUCAACUCCGAGGCCCCCGCCCACAGCGGCCCCUAAGCGGAAGCCCAGUCUGGCUCCCCCUAAGACGGCCGCCGUUAUUAUAACUUUGGCUCCCGAGGCGGUCAGUAGAGGGGUGACCUACGCUCAGGUCUUAGAGCAGGCUGAGCAAAGGGUUAACUUGGGCGAGAUUGGUAUAGGCGCGGGGAUGCGGAUUCGCCGCUCUGCGACAGGGGCUAGGCUCUUGGAGUUGCCGAAGGAGAACACCCAGGACCAGGCCGAGUUAUUGGCAGGUCACCUUCGCAAAGCGUUGGAGGGGGUAGCGGAGGUUGUUCGCCCUACCAAAACGGCGACCCUUCGUGUCACCGGGUUGGAUGACUCCGCAACUGCGGUAAAGGUGGCGGCGGCUGUAGCACGCGCAGGAGGCUGCUCGAUUGUUGCGGUCAGGGCGACUCCGGUGCAGAGGAGCCCCAUGGGCAUGGGGUCGUCCACCGUUUACUGCCCGGUGGAUGCGGGCAAAAAGGUCUGCGAGGCCGGGCGUCUGUUGGUGGGCUGGAGCUCCGUCAGAGUCCAGGCCCUGGAGCAGCGCCCUCUUCGCUGCUACAGGUGCCUGGGGAUGGGGCACACGGUAGCCUUGUGUACCUCUGAAACCGACCGAAGCAAGAUGUGCUACCGGUGCGGAGAAGAGGGACACAGGCACUCAGGGUGCUCCUCUCAGAGCAACCGAAGUGGCCCAGCGCGGACCGAAGACACUGAUAUGCCGCCAAAUGAAUAG